GCCCUCGUCCCUUCAGGGAAUCCAGGUUUUUGUCGGGGGGCAAUAUCGAAGGGACAGUCACGUGUCGAGAGACAGGGGCCCUGCAGCCGAUGCUAUGCGAAGUCGGUGCUCUCUCGGCAGGUCCAACCUCGCAGCCAGAACCACCGAGAUUCCUCAACGUUGAGCCGCCCCUUAGCUUCAUGGGUUGAACGAUACACAAAGAUGGCGAGGUUUUCGACAAUCUCCCGCCGCUUCCUGUGCCGCCAUGCCCGGGUACGAAACGCCCGGACAUUUGCGACGGCAUCGGACCAGCGCCCCUCGUUCGACAACCGUGUGAAGCUCGUCGAGGUCGGACCCCGCGACGGCCUGCAGAACGAGAAAAAGGCCAUUCCGCUAGCCACCAAACUCGACCUAAUUGAGCGCCUCGCAAAAACGGGACUAACGACAAUUGAAGCCGGUUCGUUCGUUUCACCAAAAUGGGUGCCACAGAUGGACAACUCCUCCGAAAUCCUCCAACACCUGCUCAAGUCCCCACCGUCCUCCCCGAACCCCUUAACCUUCGCCUUCCUCGCCCCGAACCUCAAAGGCCUCAACAACACGCUCUCCAUCCUCUCCCAGCACCCAGGCGCCUUCUCCUCGGGCACCAACCCGCCAAGCCAAGCCAAGCCCGCCGUCGAGAUCGCCGUUUUCGCGGCUGCGACCGAGUCCUUCUCGCAAAAGAACCUCAACUGCGACAUCGCCACGUCCCUGGCGCGCUUCAAAGAGGUGAUCCAAGCCGCCAAGGACAACACUGCCGGCGGCGGCGAAGGGGGACGCGCUGCGCUGCGGGUGCGCGCGUACGUGUCAGUGGUGCUGGGGUGUCCGUUUGAGGGUUACGACGUGGACCCGCACCGGGUGGCCGAGAUCGCGACGGAGCUUUUGGGGUACGGCGCCGACGAGAUUGCGCUGGGGGACACGACGGGCAUGGGCACGGCGCCGCGCACCAAGGAGCUGCUCAACUGCCUGCGCGCGGCGGGCAUCCGCAACGAGGACCUCGCCAUGCACUUCCACGACACGUACGGCCAGGCGCUGGUGAACACCGCCGUGGCGCUCGAGCACGGCAUUCGAAAGUUUGAUUGCAGCGUUGGCGGGCUCGGCGGGUGUCCGUACUCGCCCGGUGCGACGGGCAAUGUGGCCACGGAGGAUAUGGUGUAUUUUAUGGAGACCCUGGGUAUGGAGACCGGGGUGGAUCUGGACAUGGUUUCGGAUGUGGGUGAGUGGAUUGCCGCCGAGGUUGGGAGGGGGAAUGAGAGUAGAGUGGGCAAGGCCGUCUUGGGGGCCAGGAGGAGGGCGGAGAAGGAACAGGGCGGGAAGUGAAGGUAUGUCUGCCGUGUCGUAGACAUUAGGACCGGGGGCUACUGGUGGUAACGCCUCUGUGCUGUUCUGGGACUUAGCUGAGGAGAGCGAUUGUAGGGCAGCACAAUGGUUGGGGCGCGUUGGCCUGUCCAUUGUGUGUGAAGGAAAACAGUGGCCGGGUGGAAGGCCAAUCAUCCUACAGUACAUAGAGACUUGUAGCCUUUACAAGAUCAGCCAUAUAGUCGAUAUAAGCUCUAUUGGUCU
This is a messenger RNA of Canariomyces notabilis, 1578 nucleotides long. Its product is annotated as aldolase. Gene Ontology annotation, molecular function: hydroxymethylglutaryl-CoA lyase activity. The transcript has 2 exons. The coding region runs from base 202 to 1335 and encodes 377 amino acids. The record is from RefSeq and is a predicted model, not a curated record. Lineage: Eukaryota; Fungi; Ascomycota; Sordariomycetes; Sordariales; Chaetomiaceae. Gene Ontology annotation, biological process: L-leucine catabolic process; ketone body biosynthetic process.